Messenger RNA from Dufourea novaeangliae, 1496 nucleotides. RefSeq lists its product as uncharacterized. The coding region runs from base 1 to 1443 and encodes 480 amino acids. The record is from RefSeq and is a predicted model, not a curated record. The transcript is spliced from 5 exons. NCBI's taxonomy places the organism in Eukaryota, Metazoa, Arthropoda, Insecta, Hymenoptera, Halictidae.
AUGAAUCUUAUGUUCCGCAAGAACUUCGCCGGCGAGAGGGGGCUCGGUGGUGGUGGAGGAGGAGGAGGAGGAGGAGGAGGCGGAGGCGGAUUGGAGGGUCGUACGACCCUCGGCGGUGUAUACGGGUCCGGCUCGUUGGGGUACACGGGUACCAGAUUCGGCGUGGUGCGCGGCGCCGGCCAAGCGGCGGUCGGGCCCCGCGGACAGAUCAGACGUAGCAAGGAGUUCGGUUACUUUCCAUCGAUGGCCGAUCACGAGCACCAGGGAUACGCGUAUCGGACUCAUCUGUUCCUCACUCCGCCGUCAGGCGGCGCCCUCGGCUCGCCGCCCGAGGAACCGUCCGAGAGACUAGGACCCCCACCCCGGAAGAACUCGGGGCCGCACGUGAUCAAAUGGGGCGGGGGCGGCGGCAGCGGACUGGGACAGGGGUCCGGGGCCGGUAGCCAACCGAGGAGGAAGAUCCAGCAGCCGAAGGAAUUGUCCGAGCCGCCGACACCCACUGCCUCUAGACAGGUCUCCUUCACCGGGAACCGAGCAUCCGGCGCCUACACGCCCCUGGUGGUUUCCGGGAACAGUCCACCGCGCGGCGAACCGAUCUCCCUGGCUACCUUGGACCGAGACUGCUUCAUCAUUCCCCUCGCCUCUCUCGAACGGUUUUUACCGGCUGGAGUACCGCUUUAUUCCAACUGGUUCCAGCACGCGCCGAUCGCGGACAAAAAACGACCAGGUAGCCCGUUGUCGGUCCUCGAGGUCGAGGAUCCGAAGCAAUGUGUUCUGGCGCACUUCAUGACGCCGCUGGAGCCGUUGGAUCCAUUGGUCGAAUCUCCAGUUUCCCGUCCGUUGGUCCUGCAACGCGACACGGCUGCCGAGCUGGUCGCCGAAAUCGCGCCAUCCGCUUCCCAGAGCAUUCUGCUCACGAACAUGGAAAAAAAUGCCGAUUUCCCGUUCAUCACGUACUACCUAAUAAACAAACAGAACACGGAUCCCGUGGAUUUUUACAACGAGGUCCAAUGCGCCGCCUUGAGGAAAUUCGAUCCUCGUGAUCUUCGAUACGCGGCCAGCCACACGCUCGAUUUAUUCAACGAAGUGGCGACCAUAGCCAGGCCGCCGUUGGAACCACCUGGCGUUCGACCGCCGAUUCCGUCCACCGGUUACAUUGUCUCGAUCUUCAAGGUAUUCGAGGGCGAUGACGGCCUAAAGUUCGAACAGAACUGGCUCUACUGGACCGGUGCCCGCAUGAUGUACCGAUAUCUCCCGAAAUCGGUGGGCUUGAGACGUAUCACGCUGCAUAAGUCGAUGUCGCAGGGCGACAAGAUGUACCUAUUGAUCUGCGAGUGCUCGCAGCUCCAAGACAAUCUAUCCGCGGCGGCCAUAUUGUUGCCGGCGUUACGCGCCCGUCUGUGCGGCUACACCGGUCUCUACAGGCCUUCGGUGUGCUUCUGAUUCCUCAAGAAACGCCGACGACGCACCCGUAACGGCGUGCUUCAACCAUCCGG